This is a messenger RNA of Penicillium crustosum, 411 nucleotides long. RefSeq lists its product as uncharacterized. The record is from RefSeq and is a predicted model, not a curated record. NCBI's taxonomy places the organism in Eukaryota, Fungi, Ascomycota, Eurotiomycetes, Eurotiales, Aspergillaceae. The coding region runs from base 1 to 411 and encodes 136 amino acids. The transcript has 2 exons.
AUGACACUAGCCUGGACUACGGACGAAAAAGGCCACACAGGUCAUGAUGCCACCACCACCGUCAUCAUCAAUGUGAACAUCGACAUCAAUGUCGGAAGGAAAUGCCCAAUCUUCCAUCUCCACACAUCCCAUUCAGAAAGAGUUCUGCGACGGGAUCUCACCAGCUUUGCUGACGCUUGUUGGUAUUACCAGGAACCUCCCGUCGAUACCACCAGGCAAAUUUACAAAAUAUGCCAACACGAACUCAGUUUACCCCCAACGGUGCAAACAGCAAUCAUCCGAGAAGCAUGCACCGGGAAUUUCCGCAUUACAUAUUCAGGUGAGGUUCUUGAGCGGACAACACAUGGAAUGGAGGUUGAAUACAACCCAAACGGACAACCCUCCCCCAAACCAACCUCCUUAGAUAGCUAG